AUGGCGCGUUUUCACCACUGGCUCUUCCUAAAGAGAGGGGGAAGAGACUUCCUUCUGCUCGCACGGACGGAGUUAGACCGGUAUUUGACCCUUUCAAAUGCCGACGCCUACCACAGGGCAUUGCACGAAGCAGAGUUGGGAGUUUAUUAUCAUUCAUCCUUUCACAAAUUCCGACCUGCAUACUCGUACCAAGACGGGGAUAAGGCAGUGGAAUAUUUGAAGUCUGGUUUACGCAGGCUAACACCUUCGGACGCGUGCCUCUCCUCAUACCUUCAGAAGGAGCUAGGUUGCCUACUGCUCUGUCACUUCGAGCGCUCGCCGAACAUGGGAACCCUGAGGGGUGCGUUCUUUAGUCUGCAGCGGGCUAUGGAGCUAAUCUGCCGUCCCCAUGAUUACCAUGGCCUUGCUGCUUGCACGUCGCAUCUUGUGCGAGCUCUGUUGACACGAUACAACCACGAGCACAAGCCCGAAGACUUGGAUGAUGCUAUCAAGCAUCAAGAUACAGUUCUUGAAGUGUUGCCUGGUAUUGCUAUAGCUGAGCCCAACUGGGCAGUCGAAGAGUUCGGUAACCUGGUAACGAAUGCUCUAGCGUCCUCCAGCACUCUUUUGGCCCAACGAUUCACAAUUACAGGCCAACGAGAGGAUAUAGAUGCAGCUCUUGGCCACGCGGAAAGAGCUGUGUCCUUAGCCAAGCAAGCUGGGAUCAACGGUGCAAAGGCGGCCAACUGCUUCACAGGCUGCCUACUGACACGCUUUCGUGCAUACGGCUAUGUGGAAGACAUUAACAACGCCGAAAAACUGGUCGCUGAUCACAAGGAGAUCGAGUAUGCGGCUUCCAUCGGCGAACUCCUGCUAACUGUUUUCGAACGCUUUGGGGAUCGCCAAUACAUUGACUUCGCGAUACGAUGCCUCGGAAAUGCACUUAAUCACUGCGUCGAGCAGCGCAAGGCCGCCUACAAACGACAGCUGGGCGGAUACGACAUUCCUACUCGAAUCUUCGGCGAGCUUUUGAGAGCCCACCUAUCCGCAUUCACUACACCCUUUGGAGGAUACGAAGCAGGAGCAAUGUCACUUGCUUCUGACGAGGAGGACCGGAUCACGUCGCAGCUAGGAAGAGCCCUGGCUAUGCGCUACGAAUCUGCCGAGCUUCGCAACGAGAAUGACAUCAAAGAAGCAAUACGGCUUCAGCGGGUCGUCUUAGGAAGGACAUUCAAGGACAGUCAGUUCUACAUCGAACGUCUGUGGUCCCUAGGGGUAUCGUAUCGCAUCGGUUAUGAAAGGUCACAUCGUAAGGGAGAUAUAGAACGGGCAAUAUCUGUACUGCAUGAGGCGCUCAUUCUGGCCUCGGAGCAGGGAAAUAUUCCUCAUCACGUACAGCUUUGGACUUCCCUGGCCGAAUCCCUACUGCAACGAUAUGCGCAUAGGGAUGACCUCCACGAUAAUCAAGAUUUUGAACAAGCUGUUGACUACCUGAGGAAGGCUGCUACCUGCGAUUUUGGAUUUACUUUCGAUCGUCUGAAAGCCGCGGUAAUAUGGGCAUCAUCCCUACAUAAUACAACUCACAGGUUGAGAUCUAGAGCCCCGAUAUCCGUGGAUAGCGAACGAGAGGUGCUGGAAUUGGCACUCGAGGGCUACAGUCAUGCUAUAAAGUUGUUAGCGAGAGCUGCCUUCAUCGGUGUCAGUGUACCUUCGCGGCUGGCCCAGUUGCUCAGCGUCCCCAAAGGUCUAGCCAGCGAUGCGGCAGCAUGUGCAUUCAGACUGCACGAGUUAUCUGAUUCGAGAAGCCGAGCUCGCUUCUUGGAAAAAGGAAUAGAGCUUCUCGACUCUGGAAGGACCAUACUAUGGUCGCAGGCCGCGCAAGUCCGUCUUGAAUUGGAACGCCUGAAACGCCGAGACACAUGCUUAUCCCAGGAGUUCGAGGAGCUAGCGAGACGCCUAGGCUUUUUCAAUAUGCAGGACGUUUCGAUUGAGGCGAUGGAAUACGUGUCCAGGACAUUGGACCAGAAGUGGGAAGAAUUGGUGGACAGAGUGAGAAGAUUACAGGGAUUUGAGGACUUCCUUUCUCCCAUCCGCUUCUGCAAACUACAGCAGGCGGCGGAACGGGGAGUAAUUGUCGUCGUCAAUGUCAGCCACCACAGAUGCGACGCUUUGGUCCUAUUCCAGAAUGGGGGCCUACAUCUCGUGACCCUUGAACAGAUGACAAGGGAUGCUGUAGAAGACGACGCCAAGGAUUUCCUCGGCCUACUGAAAGAAGGGGGCCAAAGAGGGAGAUUAAGACAGAUACUAGGUCGUCUCUGGGACACACUUUGCAGUCCUGUACUCGGCCGUCUUAAGCAGCUGCGCGUUAUAUCAGAGGAACAGGAACCCCCGCACAUCCGCUGGUGCCUUACAGGAAAGCUUUCAUUCCUACCAAUCCAUGCCGCAGUUCCUCGAGGAAAAGAAGCGAAGGGGAUGCUCGACGUUGUCAUAUCUUCCUACAUACCCUCACUAUCCAUCUUUUCGCGCGCAGAGACCUGGCACAACUUUGCCGAACCGGGUAUACCCUCUUCCGAGCACCAGGUUAUUGAUUCUACCCGUGGAUUGCCCGUAUCACCGUACGUCGCGGUGAGAAUCAGCUCGAAGCACCAGCAGUCAAAAACGGACCCGGCGUCGGCGACGACACUGCCAUCACAGCAGUCAAUGGAGUACAACCCACCCGGCGUCCGGGGCGGUGUUGAAGCCUUAGCAUCGCGUAAUCUCAGUGGUGACGCAAUUGCUGCGCCUGCUACGGAUAGGACACCUUACUCUCUCGCUGGAAGGACGAGUACAGCCCAUGCACAACGGGGCAGCCAAUAUCCAAGGGUGCUUGCAGUGCGUUUCUCCCCGACCUCCAGCGCGCGUCAUCUUUCCCAUGUGGAGACAGAGAUGGCCAGACUCCAAGCUCAUGCUGGUUCAGAGCACGAUGUCGAAAUUAUCGCGAGCGGGAGUUCCAUGCUCGCGGCACUGAAGCGCUGUGACUGGGUCCAUUUCGCAUGCCAUGGUAAGCAAGAUGCCAAAAACCCUUUGAACAGCUCCCUAGCACUAGGGGAUGGGGAUAUACCCCUUUAUCGCAUAGCGUUCGAAGCAGAGGCCAAAGGCACCUUUGCGAUGCUCCUGGCCUGCGAGACAGCGAAAGGCAGCCCGGGAUUUUCCGACGAAGCUCUGCACAUUGCAGCAGGACUCCAAUUCGCUGGUUUUAGGAGCGUUAUAGCGACGAUGUGGAGAAUGACAGACAAGUUGGGCCCUGUGAUAGCUGACGCAGUAUAUGGGCACAUGUUUGAGACCGUAAAGAAAAGGAGUGACAGUCCGGACGGUAGCAAUAGCCCUCCUCAGGAUGGAAACGCUGCGAUCGCUCUCAGAAAUGUCAUGCUCUCUCUGAGGGCGAACGCGCGGGUGAAAUGGCACGAAUGGGCGACAUUCGUUCAUUACGGCUAG
This is a messenger RNA of Gloeophyllum trabeum ATCC 11539, 3453 nucleotides long. RefSeq lists its product as uncharacterized. The record is from RefSeq and is a predicted model, not a curated record. The coding region runs from base 1 to 3453 and encodes 1150 amino acids. Gene Ontology annotation, molecular function: protein binding. NCBI's taxonomy places the organism in Eukaryota, Fungi, Basidiomycota, Agaricomycetes, Gloeophyllales, Gloeophyllaceae. The transcript is spliced from 2 exons.